This is a messenger RNA of Rasamsonia emersonii CBS 393.64, 2601 nucleotides long. RefSeq names its product C6 transcription factor. Gene Ontology annotation, cellular component: nucleus. The transcript has 7 exons. Lineage: Eukaryota; Fungi; Ascomycota; Eurotiomycetes; Eurotiales; Trichocomaceae. The coding region runs from base 1 to 2601 and encodes 866 amino acids. Gene Ontology annotation, biological process: DNA-templated transcription; regulation of DNA-templated transcription. Gene Ontology annotation, molecular function: zinc ion binding; DNA-binding transcription factor activity, RNA polymerase II-specific; DNA binding. The record is from RefSeq and is a predicted model, not a curated record.
AUGUCUCCGACACCACCAUCUACUACAUCAUCCAGCGGCGGGGCCCGUUCACCGGAAGGCCAGUUCAGAGUGAUCAGGAAAAGGAACCGAAUACCUCUUUCUUGCGCACCCUGCCGACAGAGGAAGCUGAAAUGCAACCGCGCCAAUCCGUGUGAGAACUGUGUCAAGAGGGGAGAUGCCCCUUCAUGUACAUAUGCACAGCCGGGGACCCGGAAGAAGAACACAUUAAACCAAAAUACCUCUAAUUCCCCGGACGAUAUGCAGAACAGGAUAGAUAGGCUGGAAAGUCUGGUCCUGUCACUCAUGACCAACGGCGCUCAGUCUGCCGGUCCGGCUGCCGCGAUGGCCGCCAUUUCUGGGAAUAAUGACAGUGUCGUUUCCGGUCGGAAUUCCCAGGAUCGCGACCAGGACGAUGAUGGGGCCGACGGCCAGGACGAAAGCGAAACGGAGCAGGUCACCAAGUCUUUUGGUGUGAUGAAAGUAGACAACAACAAAUCGUUCUACAUCAGCGAUGCACAUUGGGCAGCCGUCUUGAAUGAUAUAGCAGAAGUUCGUCAAUACUUUGCAAACACGAAGAAACAGUACGAGGAGCAGGCGCAGAAGAUCAAAGCCUCCAGACCCGAACCGGACCCAUCGACCUUGCUUUUCGGCUCCAUGAAACCUGCCAGCAAGGCAGAAAUCAUGGCGUCUUUCCCAUCGAGAUACACGACGGACAUGUUAAUAGCUCGCUAUUUCAACACCUACAGCCCAGGGACUCACAUUCUACAUGUCCCAACGUUCCAGAAAGAGUACAGCGAACAUUGGAAAGACCCCUCGAAAACCUGCAUUGUCUGGAUCGGCUUGCUCUUUGCGAUGAUGCGACUGGCUAUGCUAUCUUAUUAUCAGGAUGGGGAUGAACCGCCUGAGUUCCGAGGAAAGUCUCUGGACAUGGCUAGGAAUUUUCGUAAUUUGGUGGCGCAAUGUCUCAUCCUGGCUGACUAUACCAAGCCCUACCCUUAUCUGAUUGAGACGUUGAUUCUCCACCUUCACGCUGAUUACAGCCAAACAAAGGAAGCUGAUGUGUCUGUGUGGAUUCUCAUCGGUGUGAUUGCGCGAUUGGCCAUGCGGAUGGGGUAUCAUCGGGAUUCGAAAAUGUUCCCUAAUAUCACACCGUUCCAGGGUGAAAUGCGGAGACGGGUAUGGACCUAUGUGCGGCAGACCGACCUCCUCUUCUCGUCUCAGGUCGGGCUUCCCAGUAUGCUACGCUCAGGUGACUCUGAUACCGAGAUUCCGCGGAAUCUGUAUGACGAGGACUUCGAUCCCGAUUGCAAGGAACUCCCGCCGUCGCGUCCCAACAACGAGCCGACGCCCGUCUCUUACCUGAUUGCUAAAGCCCGUUUAGCGUACGCGUUUGGCCGUGUCAUCGAGCAUACAUCGUCUGUGAAGACUCCUUCUUAUGAGAUCGUGAUGGACAUCGACAACGAACUCCGUCGGGCCCGGGAUCUGAUCCCUGAACACCUUACGGUCCGUCCCCUCGAGGAAUGUCAACAUGAUCCCGCUGAUGUAAUCAUGGCGAGGUUCCAUAGAUAUCGUCCUGACAAGUCGCAGAUCCAAAGCGUGUAUCAUAAAGCUCAAUGUGUCCUGCACCGACGUUACAUCGCACGCGCCCGGGAUAAUCCCCGUUUCACGCAUUCUCGACGGACCUGCAUUGACUCAUCAAUGGAAUUAUUACGAUACCAGUCAAUACUUCACAAAGAGUUCCGUCCAGGUGGUCGCUUGCGAAGUAGGAAUCGAGGCUGCUCGUUGAAUACCAGCGAUUUCUUACUUGCUGCGACCAUCGUCUGCCUUGAUCUAUAUCAUGGGCUCCAAUUACAAGCGGCUGGUCGCCCAUCAGGAGACGUAUAUACGUGGGGCCGAGAGAGACGCGACGAGAUGCUCGCAGCCAUCCAGCGUUCGCGGGAGAUCUGGGAAGAGCUGCGUGACGAGUCUCUGGAAGCGUACAAGGCCGCAGGCCUCUUGGGCGUGAUGAUCGCGAAGCUGACUUACACGCCUCAAAAUACCGCCGAUGCGGGUGCCAACGCACCAAUGUUCGAAGAGUCUGAUGAGAAGCAAAAUGCCGCGAUGACACUUGGAUUAUUAAGCAGUGGCAUGAGUCCGCAAAAUACCGCUCCCACGUCUUUUACAGAGACACCUUUCAAGAACGCGGAGACAUCCUUGCCGCAGGGAACUUUUGGGUCACUGACGGACCCCAUGGGGCUGUCUUCACCUUUUGGCAUGUUUGGGCAGGCGCCUGAUAUGCAACCGUUGAAUCUGGACUGGGACGCGUGGGAUAGCUAUAUCCAGAACUCGACUGCCGAUAACCCUAACUCGUUGUGGCCAAUGUUCGACUUACAGCAACAGUCUCCAGCACCAUCUCCACUCAACCAGGCACCACUUUCGGGUGGCCGCAGCGUGCCGCUAGAUCCUAUCAGGGCGCGAAAUCGUCUAUCAGGAAUCCUCCCUACGGAAUCCGGGCUUAACUUUGACCCUGCACUCUAUGUCAAUGGGAACAACAACAAUACCGGCCAACCUAACCAACAAAGCGAGCAGCAACAAAAUGGGAGAGGUCCAGGCGCAAUUUAA